Messenger RNA from Capsicum annuum, 389 nucleotides. RefSeq names its product alpha-crystallin domain-containing protein 22.3-like. The transcript has a single exon. NCBI's taxonomy places the organism in Eukaryota, Viridiplantae, Streptophyta, Magnoliopsida, Solanales, Solanaceae. The record is from RefSeq and is a predicted model, not a curated record. Gene Ontology annotation, cellular component: nucleus. The annotation marks the transcript as partial.
AGAAUCUCAGUCUUCUGUGCCGAAUUCUGGUGAAUCUAGUAGUUCAAUUCCGCUGCAUCCUCAACUGCUUAAUGUGGCCCCCAUCAGCUGGUAUUCAUCGACACCAGAUAUCAAUGCUGGUUCAGUCUCAGUUGAAGCUAUAACUUUGCCGUCCAAGCGUAGCAACUCUCAGCGGCAUGCUGGGGCCAGCCUGCAGUGGUUUUUUUUUUCUGCUUGUCCAGCCAAAGAGGAGUGGGACAAUCUUAUAAAUCAUGCUAACGGCGGGGUUUCCCUUACUGGAUCGGCUUUGUAUGGAAAGGUUGGCCCAUUCAUGGGUUCAGUUGAUAUAGCUGAAUCUGAAGAUGCUUAUGUCUUCCGUGUUUCACUUCCCGGUGUUGCUAGGGAUGAAC